GUUGGACUUCAAACUAGAUAUCGCAAAUAUACACCCUAGUCAUUAGUCGGCAAGAAGGGCUUGGUUUAGGAACGUAUGGACAGACUGGAAAAGUUGGUGUAAACCAGUUUCAGAUGGGAAUAUCGUCUUCGGGAACAAUGGCUGCUAGCUGUGUAACGACUAUUCUCCUGCUCGGCAUUCGAGCGGUCGUCGCCUUGCAGCACGAAGAAGAGUUCUUCUUCGGGGACUUCCCUCCUGAUUUUAUGUGGGGCAUCGCCACGGGGUCCUACCAGAUUGAGGGAGCAUGGAAUGAGGAUGGAAAAGGUCCAAGUAUCUGGGACACGUUUUCCCACGAGGGUAAAAACUACAACAACGACACGGGCGACGUGGCCUGUGACAGCUACCACAAGUGGGAAGAGGAUGUCGCUAACUUGAAAAGAUUAGGGGUAAAGCAUUACCGUUUCUCGAUCUCCUGGCCACGGGUGCUUCCAGACGGUACCACGGCACAGGUAAACCAGAAGGGCAUAGAGUACUACAACAACCUUAUUAACGCCGUCCGUGGGGCCGGGAUCAAGCCCAUGGUUGUGCUCUACCACUGGGAUCUCCCUCAGGCUCUGCAGGACGCAGGAGGGUGGCUAAACGAGAGCAUUGUGGAUCGCUUCAACGACUACGCCCGAUUCUGUUUCAAGACUUUCGGAGAUCGGGUACCGUUCUGGGUGACAUUUAUCGAGCCCUGGUCUAUCAUCUGGCUUGGAUAUGGUAACGGAAUCUUUGCCCCUGGGAUUCAAAGUCCAGCCGAGGAUCCUUACAUUGCCGGUCACAACAUGAUUCUAUCCCACGUUCAGGCAUUCCAUACGUACAAGAACGAAUUCUACGGGAAAUUUAAAGGGAAGGUCGGUAUAACAGCUGAUCUGCAAUGGAAGUUUCCCAAGACUCAGGCACCACGUGAUCAAGAGGCCGCGGAACGUGCGGCUCAGUUCAAACUGGGCUGGUUCCUCAACCCCAUAUAUGGUAGUGGUGACUACCCAGAUGUUAUGAAGGAACGAGUAGCCAAUAAAAGCAAGGCUCAGGGAUACACUAAAUCCCGACUUCCGCCUUUCACUGCCGACCAGAUCCGUAUGAACAAAGGGUCAGGAGAUUUUGUCGGUAUCAACCAUUACUCCUCCCAGCUGAUUUCCGAUCACCCACUUCCUUUAUUUCCGCCAUCUUACGAAAGUGACCAGGACCUGUUGAUCUCACUCGAUCCAAAAUGGAAAGGGUUAGUUCCAGGUGAUUGGUUAAAAUCGGUUCCUGUGGGGAUAAGGAAACUGCUGAACUGGGUGAAGUCGCAGUACAACAACCCUUUGGUGUACAUAACAGAAAAUGGAGUGGACGACCCCACAGGUGAAUUAGAUGAUCAGUUCAGGGUGGGCUAUAUACGUAACUACACCAACGAGGUGCUGAAAGCAAUUCGAUUGGACAGCUGCAACGUGAAGGGUUACACGGUAUGGACUCUGAUGGACGACUUUGAAUGGAGUUCUGGAUAUCGCAUAAAAUUUGGACUGCAUUAUGUGAACUUUUCGGAUCCGUCUAGACCUAGGACGCCAAAGGCAUCUUCCAAAUUUUACGCCAGUUUGAUCCGAAACAAUGGUUAUGAUUCGACGACGACAACAGUAGUUGGGUAAUUACUGUUACUGUUUUGGUUUACGAAGACAAUACCGUCCAUUGUAAACAAAAAUUUUGAUAUUCUUCAAUAAAAAUUGAAA
This is a messenger RNA of Liolophura sinensis, 1724 nucleotides long. RefSeq names its product cytosolic beta-glucosidase-like. The record is from RefSeq and is a predicted model, not a curated record. NCBI's taxonomy places the organism in Eukaryota, Metazoa, Mollusca, Polyplacophora, Chitonida, Chitonidae. Gene Ontology annotation, biological process: carbohydrate metabolic process. Gene Ontology annotation, molecular function: beta-glucosidase activity. The transcript is spliced from 9 exons. Bases 114 to 1643 code for a protein of 509 amino acids.